This is a messenger RNA of Aedes albopictus (Asian tiger mosquito), 4368 nucleotides long. RefSeq names its product centrosomal protein of 120 kDa (gene rha). Gene Ontology annotation, cellular component: centrosome; centriole. The record is from RefSeq and is a predicted model, not a curated record. Lineage: Eukaryota; Metazoa; Arthropoda; Insecta; Diptera; Culicidae. The coding region runs from base 159 to 2822 and encodes 887 amino acids. The transcript has 4 exons. Gene Ontology annotation, biological process: centrosome cycle; interkinetic nuclear migration; positive regulation of centriole elongation.
UUUUCCUUCGUGCGGUGGUCGACGUCGAGCCGGUCCGAAAGUAACGGAAACUGCUGCAUGCCGUUGUUCUGUGCGAGGAAGAUAGUUUGUGUGUUGUUUGUUUUUAUUUUGUGGCGCUGUAUAAUUUUAAAUUAAUGAAAUCCUUUUAAAGCCUUUGAAUGGAUCCACCUUCGGACCAGUUGGUCAUUGCGUUGCACAUCUUGGACGCCAUCAACUUCCAUCGUCCGAAAAACAGCAGUCGAAUCGUCCUGAGCGCCUCGCUGGACCGGAACGUGCUGGAAACGGAAAGUCGUCAACCCGGCAUUGCUUCUACCAGCUUCGACAGCAAUCUGGUAUGGGAAACCGAUCGCCGGUCGGUCAAGCGGAUGAAAACCGAAAACCUACCCAUCAAGGUCGAGUGCUACGCGAUCGAUGGGGACCAGUCCGGGAAACGGUCCCAGAUUGGUCACUUGGUCUUGCCCCUGAGAUCGGUUCCGCUGCUUCCUUGGACCAAGGCAGAUAGCGUGAAACCCCGUUGGUUCCGAGUGAUUGGCCUGGCCUCGCCGGAAUGGAAAAGCCAGAAACCUGAGGUGCAGCUGGCCGUUGUCAUCACGGAUAAAGAGUAUCUGAAUCCAGCUCGGCGGAAGGGAACCGGACCCGAUGAUCCGGACAAGGAAUCCGAUCGGAGUUUGGUGAUUUUUACCAAUCCGGAACCGUCCCGACUGGGAUCUGGCGAGGGACUUCCGAUUCGAUUGCUGGAAGAACGGGGACUUCUUCAGGUGGGAUCCCACGAGCAGGAAUGUGACAUCUUCCUGGUGAAGAUUGUGCUGAAAUAUGCCAAAGCGCUGAGGAAGCUACUGCCGGAAGCAGGAAGUGAUGUUGGUAGCUUUCAGGCGCGAUACGAUCUGCUAGGGGAUAGCUAUCCGUGCUCAUUGGAGCGAAGACCGAAUGGGACGUUUGCCAUACAGGAGAAGAUCGUGAUCAACUUCAGGACGUCGCUUCAUUCGUUGAAGAGGUAUUUCCAGGAGGUGUUUCUCAUCCGGUUGGAGGUGUUGUGCGGAGGAACCGUGAUAGGUCGCUGCUAUUUCCGGUUUGGGGAUCUGAUUCAAGAUGAACCGUUGUCAGAUUUCCUCAAUCGACAACGCGAGAAUUCCACACAAGAGGUGGAAAAAUUCUAUCCCAUCGAGUUCGCAGCUUCCAAAUACGAAGAGAAACAUGACGAAGAUGAAGUUUCAGAUCGGUCUUCAACGGUACUUCCGGCUAUCAAAUGUAAAUUCAGUCUCAAAUACCUUUCUUCAGAUCGCAGCAAACCCGUACCGGAACCACCCGAUCGGGAGACAUUGAAACCUGUUUCGGAAAACGACCUCCCACUGGUGGAGAUCCCCGAGAUCCCUUCCGUUCCGUCGAUAAAUCUCAACCAAGUCCGUCAACUUCCGGUAGCACCCGCAGCAGCCCCACCGGAGAAAACCGACAUCGAAUCCAUCCUUCAGUGCGAGGACCGCGAUCUGCGGGACAUUCCGCGUACCUUCAGCUACAAUCUGCUGCUGCAAAGUGUGAAGUUCACUCACCGGCCCCCGCCUGGCCUCUGGCAACUGUCCCUGUACCAUCCCCGGGCGGACACUCCCUUCACCAAGGUGACCAUGGAGCUGGACUCAAUCGAAUCGGAAACGGUGGAAUUCCCUCAGCUGCUGCUGCAGUUGUACUUCUCGUCGCUUCCGGAUCGGGUUCUUACUACGAUUACGGCCGAAUGUUCCAAGCUGAGCGUGCACGGUCCUCACGGGCUGUUCGGCUUUGCCCGGCUGGACAACCAGAGUCUGGUGGUCGGAACCAAGGAGAAACAAGCCGGCGUGUUGAUUCUGGAGAAUCAAACCGGCGAAAGCGUCGGAAUGGCUACGGUGUUCAGCUUUCUGGACGAGGUGGGGAUCAAUUUUAACAGUCGGAUUCCGAUGGGGGGACCGGAAGUUGUCGGGCCGGAGCAAGGAGGGAGGGGUCAGUUGGACGAUCAGCUGUCGUACAAAAUGCUGGAGGAGCUGCAGCAGUGGAUGAUGCAGCAGCGGGAGCAGUUCUUGGCCGAACUGAAGCAGAAGGAGGUGGCACAUCUGACACGGCUGACCACAGACUGGAAGCGGAAGCAAGCAAAGGAAAAAGAGUUUCAGGAACUGUCACAACGCUUGGAGCACGCAUCCGCUCUGACGGCUGCCCUCGAGGAAACGAAAAAGAAUCUCGCUAUCCAAAGCGCAGAACGAGUCAACCAGGACAAAUCGCUGGAGGACCUUCGCAUUACACUCGAAAAAUCUCAUCAGCAACAACUGGCCGAUAUUCGGGAGAAAACAUCUCGCCUGGAAGAGGAGCUCAAUCAUCGCACAAAACUGCAAAAACUACGCUGCCAGGAGCUGGAGGAACGCAACGAUUCGCUGGUACGGGAUAAUGAUGUUCUGAGAAGAGCUAACGAACAGUUGGAGCAUCGGCUUUGCGAAACGAAGAAGGAACUCCAAGAAUGCGUUUGUCAGCGCAACGAACUCGAACAACGACUGCAGGAGAUGGAGAAAUCGAAGCUAUUCUACAAGCAGCAGUGGGCCAAAAUGAUUCGCGAGAUGCACAAAAUGAAGCUGGAUGAUGAAGAGAAGUUGGGUGAUUUGAUCAAAGGAAAGGACGAGAGUAAACCACGCAAGAAGAGUUCUUGGUGGGACGAUGAGACUACAAAGGUUGGCACGUGCAGCGCCGCGAAGGAACAGCAAGAAUUGGACACUGUUCAUGGAUUGCUGUUUGACGAACGGUGGAAGCAUCAGCAUUCGCAGCAUCAUCAUCCCCAUCAAUGUUGUGCGAAAGAGUGGAAUGCAUGACGUGCGCUGGUCUGAACUGCCGAAAUUGUAUAAAGACUGUUAUUUAUUUUAGAAGUAAUCUAUUUGUGGAGUUUUUCAGAGUUUUUAUUUUUCAAAAACUUCAAUAAAAAACUUAUAUGUAAAAUAACGUUUGAGCUGUUGAGUUCAGUCUCUUUUUUUAGUAAUUCACCAAUAUCAUACUAAAAUUGGUCAUGGCGUCUGUCAUUGAUCCAGUGCAACAGUACAAUAUGGACGAUUCUAUGUAUGUGGCCGUAAUCAUUCUUUUGGCAAUGGACUUAUGUGGCAACUGUUUGUACAGAAUCAUAUAUGGCCUUCUAAAUAUAUCUUUUAGCUAUAUUCCCAAAUCCUCUCUGGAGCCACCAUAGGUGUUACUUCGGGGAUACAGUCAACACAUACUCAAACUCAUGUCGAAUAGUCGAUCUAUCGGUUAGCUACCUGCUACCCCGCAGUCAGCAGCAGUUUCUGCAACAUAUUGGUAAUUGCUGUCUCCGAUUUUCAAAUCUUAUCAACUAAUUUUGGGCUCGUCCAUAAACCAAGCAGAUGAAAUUCUGCGGUCCCUAAUCCUCUUUGGAGGCACCAUACGGUAUUCCUUCGGGGGAGAUAUAUCUAUAGCCAACACUUAUUCAUCUCAAUUUAGUUGCUUACCCGUUAGCUACCUGCUGUUCCGCUAGUCAUCCGCGCUGAAAUUCCUGAAAUAUGUGGGUAAUAGCCGUCGGCGCAAUAGGCCAUUUGCCGAAUUUCAGCGUUCACAUCUUCUCAGCUAAGUUUGGGUGCAUUUAUACACGACGAAGGCCAAAAAGAGACACUUUUAAACUCUGCUCCCUUCUCUUCUGUAUCCAGUUAUCGGAAUCUACCACCCGCAAGAGUCGGGUUGCAUGGAGUCAUACGUCCUCUACGGUUGCAAUCGAUCCGCGUUUCACAACUUUUGGUUGCAACACAGCAGUAACUGCUUGAGGCCGAAUAGUUCCACGUAGGUCCUCCGCUGACCUUCUGGAGCACUGAUGUAGAUAGUUUACUUCAGGACUUCAUGAAGCAAGAUGAUCUUCACGAUAUUCACCGAUCACCGGACCAUACGUUUCUUCGUAGUCCAGUUCCGGUUUCUGCUAGAAUCCUUUCGCGAUUCUCUGAAGCUAGCCUUCUGAUACUAAAUGGCUCGCACCCAGUCCUUCUGGCUGCGUCACGAUCCAGGGCCUUCUGGUAGGUUUCAGGAACACCUAGUUGGGAGGCAAAUGCGACAGAGAUCGUUUGGAAACGAGUGAAAAGGCAACUUACCACCCGAUCACUUACACUUCCGUUCGUUCCACCUUGACGAUUCGCUCUGGACACCGCUUAUCUAUGUUUUCGAAGGGCGCCGGGGGUAGAAGGUGUAGCUGAAUUGCGUCCUUCCGGUUCGUCUAAUUCAUCAAUAGCCUGCUUAGAGACCGCCCGCUUCCCCGGUGGAUCUACAUUCACUACAGGAUCUGGCACCGGCUCAUCUUCUUUCUCUCGCUCGUACAAUGGAUGAAUUCCUGACCAAAUCCGCGGAAGAACUCCUAAAGAAAUUCUU